Pseudoliparis swirei is the source of this 2482-nucleotide messenger RNA. RefSeq names its product ADP-ribosylarginine hydrolase (gene adprh). Bases 987 to 2063 code for a protein of 358 amino acids. Lineage: Eukaryota; Metazoa; Chordata; Actinopteri; Perciformes; Liparidae. The transcript has 8 exons. The record is from RefSeq and is a predicted model, not a curated record.
CUUUAUUCUCUGUUUUCUUUUACAGACAGCGAGUCGAGCAUGAGGAGAGGAUCACUGAACAACACGUGUACGGGAUUAUAAUGGCAGCCUCCACCGUUAAAUAGCAUUUGGGAAGAUUAUACAUAACAGUGAAAGGAUGAACGAAGUAAAUAAAGCAAAUGUGAGCUAACAUGGGGAGAGAAUGGUAGAGAUUAUACCUGCUUGGCAUUAUAUUAUUUUUGUAAAUAUGCCAAAAUUAAGAAUUGGAAACAGACAAGAAACCAAAAAAUAGGCAACUAAAAAAAAUCAUCAUAGUUAUAAUAAUUAUAAUGCUGAUAUUAUUUCAGUAUAGAAAUAUGAGGCACCUUUUAGGCAUGUAUAUCACAAAACAGGCAGAACAAGAGAGAUAUUUAAUUGCUCAAAAAAAGCAUAUAUACAUCGUUUAUCUUUUUAUUCUUUUUUUUACUGGGUUUAUAAGGGACAGUGCACAUAAAUAACAACAUUUCAGUAAAUGUGCCAGAGUUAGCCAAGUCAGUUAAUUUAGGUUUUAAUAUUGCACGAACAGAACACACAUAAUUCAAAAUUGAGCUGUGUGGUGCAGCUGUCUCUCGAGGAGGGCGCAGGGAGUCCGGAUGUCGCAGAGGAGAUGUGCCAUGAGUUGUGCGUCGUCUCCACCGCGCCAGCUGGAGAGCAGCCUUCCACCAUCGCCUCGCAGCUGCGUCUUUUUUUAGCCCUCCACGUUUCGCAGCGAGUCCAACGCGCCCGGCUCUGGGCAUCAGACCACCUCGGUGAAUGAGGGCUCGUGUUUGCUGCAGGCCUCUCCGAGCUAACGGACAACAACACGCCGGGAGGAGGAGCAGCCGCAGCGUCAGUGCGCAGCCCCGGUGUUACGUCCUGUGCCAGGCCGCCGGGUGACGCUUGGUUUCCGGGAAAGACGCGCAGCAAUGGACCGGUGAGACUUCCACCGACCACAGCAUGGCGGGCUGACCCAGUGAGGGAGACACGAGAUGAGCAAGAGGAUGUGGCUGGCUACAGUGGAGCACUACAGAGCGGCCAUGUUGCUGAGCGGUGUUGGUGAUGCUCUGGGAUACCGGAACCAGCUGUGGGAGUACAAUGAGUCUGGACCAGCGAUUCAUCAGGAGCUGAGCGAGCUCGGCGGGCUGAAGAACAUCGAGGUCCGGCUCCCCGACUGGCCGGUGAGCGACGACACCGUUCUGCAUCUGGCGACGGCUGAAGGACUGGCCACCGGGAAGUCGGGGGAGGAGCUCCUGCACGAAGUGGCUACUCGAUAUGUGGAGGGGAUGAAGGACAUGGCUGGGAGGAAACCGGGGCCCUCCAGCAUUUCGGGAGUCUCCCAGCUGAAGCCUGGAGAGGAAGGCGGCUACAGAGUGCCCUAUAAUCCAGAGGGGACGGGCUGCGGAGCGGCCAUGAGGUCCAUGUGCAUCGGGCUCAGGUAUCCAAAGCCUGACCAGCUGUUGUCGUUGGUGGCGGUUGCCGUGGAGACGGGCAGGAUGACCCAUCCUCACCCCACCGGUUUCCUGGGAGCCGUAGCAUCGGCCCUCUUCACGGCGUACGCCGUCCAGCGCCGGCCGAUCACGACCUGGGGUCUGGGCCUGUUGAACGAGGCGUGCCCGAUAGCAAAGUGCUUCGUCCAGGGCCGAGGCUUCGCCGUGGAGGAGGCCGAGAGGGACUGGGACUUCUUCUGCGACAAGUGGCAGUGGUACCUGGAUUUGAGGGGCAUCUCCUGUGGCGUGGGCCCCGUGAUCUGGCCCUCCUCCUACGGCCCGGCCGAGCGAGACGACGCCUACAAGAGCUUCAGCCUGGCGGGCUGGGCGGGACGCAGCGGCCACGACGCUCCAAUGAUUGCGCUGGACGCUCUGCUGGGGGCCGGUUCCGACUGGCCGGAGCUGAUGAGCAGAGCGGGCUUCCACGGAGGAGACAGCGACAGCACCGCAGUGAUUGCUUGCUGCUGCUGGGGCCUCCUCUACGGCACCAGAGGGGUUCCUGAAGGAAACUACUCCAACCUUGAGUACCGGGACCGACUGGAGCGCAGCGCCGAGCAACUCUACGCCCUGUCCCACUGAGGGGAGGCGUCCCGGCCUCUUGCACACAGAGGGUCUCCAGUACAUCGAUGGAGAGGGUCGUCACGGAGCCAAACAGCGUGGCGUCCGACUUGCCUGAAGGGGAAGCAGAGUAACGAGGACUCUGCCUCACAAGGCUGGUGUAUAACGCCGGUUUCCCCCUAGUGACCAUUUUAAAUUAACAUGCAGAAUUUAACCACGAGUGGAACAAAUUCCAGCUAAUGAGACUGAAGAGAACCCCCCCCCCCCAGGAGGCAAUUACUUAUUGUCAGCCUGACAAUCACAAAUGUUUAACGAGCUUCAAAUUGAAUGUACCUUGUUAUUGUCUAAUGGAAUAUAAAUGCCGGUGUCUCAUGGUGGCUGUCAUCCAACUGCAAUGUUCCAAAACAAACUGAUACAAUAAAUUAAAACAAAGCUUUGAA